Molecule: messenger RNA, 1476 nt
Organism: Lachancea nothofagi CBS 11611
Lineage: Eukaryota; Fungi; Ascomycota; Saccharomycetes; Saccharomycetales; Saccharomycetaceae
Source: the annotation of a GenBank genome assembly
AUGUUGCGAGCCAAAACGCAGUUUGUGCGGUCUUUUUGCUCAAAGGUCGCUAAAAGUAACGACAACUUUCAGAUCUCAACGCUAGCCAACGGCUUGCGUGUUGCAACCAGCAACCUACCAGGACAUUUUUCAGCUCUUGGAGUAUAUGUCGGAGCUGGUUCGCGAUACGAAACGCAAAAUAUGAAAGGCUGCACGCACAUUAUGGAUCGCUUGGCGUUUAAGUCGACUCAACAUAUGUCUGGCCGGGCUAUGGCUGAAACACUUGAGCUUUUGGGUGGUAACUAUCAGUGCUCAAGCUCACGCGAAACUAUGAUGUACCAAGCUUCUGUAUUCAAUCGCGAUGUCGAGAAGAUGUUUGCAUUGAUGGCAGAAACGGUACGCUUUCCACAGAUGACCUCGGAAGAACUUGAAGAACAGAAGCUCACAGCUCAGUACGAAAUUGACGAGGUUUGGAGUAAACCAGAACUGAUCUUGCCAGAACUUCUCCACGUCACUGCGUACUCCGGCGAGUCUUUAGGAUCGCCACUGUUAUGUCCUAAAGAAUUAAUUCCAUCUAUUUCCGGCUACUAUUUGAAAGACUAUAGACGUAAAUUAUACACGCCGGACAAUAUAGUUGCAGCAUUCGUCGGAGUUCCACAUAAUGAGGCCCGAGACUACGCUGACAAGUACUUUGCAGACAUGGUUGCUACUACGCCGCCAAGCGUUCGCGAAGUCAAGCCAGCCAAAUAUACCGGUGGUGUGAUGUGCAUACCUUCAGGCCCCGUUUUCGGUAAUUUACCUGAGCUCUGUCACAUUCAAAUUGGGUUUGAAGGAUUGCCCAUCGGUCAUCCCGACAUUUACGCUUUGGCUACUUUACAGACGCUCUUGGGAGGCGGAGGCUCAUUCAGUGCAGGAGGACCAGGCAAGGGAAUGUACUCUCGACUUUACACACAUGUUUUGAAUCAGCACUUUUUUGUUGAAAACUGUGUAGCUUUCAACCACUCUUAUACGGAUUCAGGCAUCUUCGGGAUUUCUGCAUCUUGCGUUCCUCAAGCCGCACCAUAUAUGGCCGAAAUCAUAGCUCAGCAACUUGCUAACACAUUUUCAAAUGACAAAUUGAAGCUUACCGAAGAAGAGGUGUCAAGGGCGAAGAAUCAACUUAAGUCCUCUCUUCUGAUGAAUUUGGAAUCAAAACUCGUGGAGCUGGAGGACCUAGGUAGACAAGUUCAACUGCAUGAUCGCAAAAUUCCGAUUGAGGAAAUGAUCGCCAGCAUCGAGAAACUUACGAUAGAAGACCUAAGAAGGACUGCGGAGACCGUUUUCACUGGCAAGGUCCAGAACAAAGGCGAAGGAAGCGGAAAGGCAACGAUCGUAAUGCAGGGAGAAAGAGAUGCGUUCGGAGAUGUCGAGACGGUCUUGAGGUUCUAUGGAUUAGGCAACUACGAAAAACUAGAUCUUUCUGCAUUGAAAAAGCCGAAGAAAAAGGGCUGGUUUUAA